CUCUCUCUCUCUCCUGGGAUUUCUUCAGUCUGCGAUUUUCUCUCACAUAGACGAUCUGCAGGAUAAGCUCAAUUUGACAAAACCCAUGCCUUGGCUUACCCCUCAAGCAUAUGCUCCAAGAGACCUUGCCGGCUCAAUUCGACUUUCCCCUUAAAUCACAGUGGCCUUAGACCACAUUUUUCAUGGGUACCUUAAAGAGGAGACUAGAACAACCAUUAAGAGCUAUCAUUGCAUAUAUUACAUCUCUUGAGUUCUGGUUCUAGUUUUUGUCUUUCAUCCUUGGUUUUAGCUGUGGUCAUGGUACCAGGUUCAAGUAUUAUAAUAUUUAGUUUGUACAUAUAAUGUUGAUGGUUGGGUAUUCAUGCCUUUUUCUUUCUGAAAUUUCUUAUUCAUUUUCCAAAUUUGGCAGUGUUAGUCCUUGCCCGCCCAAUAUCCUAUGUAGAAUCCAGAUUUGCUUGAUGAACCUAAAUUUAAGGUGUACAUGUUACUAAUAGGUAUGCAAUGAGUUCCAAUUAGGAGAUAGGACCUACUUAAUAAUUUGAUUGUCCAGCAACAGGUUGAAUUAUCCUACCUUAUUAAAAGAUCAUUAAAGUCAUUAUGAGUUUGGUCCUUGUUAAUCGGUGAUACUUGAAAGGAUAAAUUGCAUAUUAGUUGGAGCUCUAGUCAUAUUUGUGUAAACCAACAUAGUUUUGGGGUUCCAACAAGUUGUCACUAAAAAGUUGGCUUGGUAGAAGGGAAAUAUGUUGGUCAUGAAAAAGACGGGUUCAUAGUUAUCAAAAUUCAUUAAAUUCUUGACGACCCACGACUUGGAUGCAUUGAUCCUAAACACGGUGAAUUCGCAAUCUAGAUAAUAAUAUUCCUAAAUCGAUUGGUUUUGAAACAUGUAGUACAAAUAUAAAAUUUAUAUUAAUUGACUAAGUGCAUAUAGACUUGUAAUUAUAUAUUAAUGUAAGAUAAAUAGUAACUGAUUUAGUGUUUAUGGAUGUUAUAUGGUAUAUAAUGUUGUAUAAUGCUGAAAACGAUAUAGAUAAAUGUUCCAAAAUAAAUUGUAACUUAAAAUGCUGUACUAGCUAAGCCUAACUUCAUCGUAUUACGUACCUAAGAAAGCAUCGUAUUGUGCAUUCGUACCACGUACCAAAGCGUUUCAUGAUCCAAGUAACAUUGGACUAGCUUUCAAAUGGUUCAAAGUUUUAGUAUUGGCCUUCGAUUCGGUUCGAGUCUCACGAGUCACCUCUAUGUUGAGCUGAUUCCACUAAGUCGUAAUUGAGUCAACGUUGAUUCGAUAAAUCCAUUGGAUUUGUGCAACGACGAACGUGUCUCGUUAUCUAAUCGGAGGUAGCCGAGUUGGAUUUUGUUCGGUUAAGUUGUAUUGGGCUCGGCCUACUUUGAACCUUGGGAUGAAUAGAUGUAACUGAUGAUGAAUUCAUUUUUUUCUUACCACUCUCUCUCUGUGUCCUCUAUAAUAGCUGAUGAAUCACAGAGUAAAUUAGUGUGGUUUGGCAAUUGAUUUAUAAUCCCACAAUGUUUAAGCCAAGUGCAAUAAACCAAGCCAUUGCUCCAAACUCCUUGCUUCAAAUAGGUUACCCAUAUUAGCCGACCAAUCUAUAAUAAUCUAAAGGAAUGAUUGCUUUUUGAGCCUACAAAAACCGUGGGUGAAAUCUACACUAUCAAUUAAGAGAGAGGGGGUUUUUGUAUAUCCUUAUUGUAAAAUAUCUAUAUUACCCCUUAACCACCAAUAGCCAUCCAUAACUUCUUGUCUUUGUUGGUCUUUUAACAUUCUUAUGUCUCUCUAUAUCUUACUUUUUUAUAGUUACGCACAUGGACGUCGUGUGGAAGUGCCCCUAGUGUUGAUUAUGCUUGGGUGGGAAUUUGUUCCCAUUUGCCUUUUGAUUCCACUUUUGUACUGAUAUAGGCGUUAUAAAAUGUUCGAGGCCCAUGUCAAUUUUGACAGAGGAUAGAUUUGGAGAUACUUUUUCUUCUGUUUGUGUAGUUUGGAAAAGCUUUGCGGCAAUUUUCCUUUCCGUUUAGUGUUGUAGAUUUUCAAGUGAAUUUGGUGCAGGAGAGGUGAAAAAAUGGAGCAUGAUGAGACUGGAUGCCAAUCCCCUCCUGAAGGCCCAAGUUUGUGCGUCAACAACUGUGGCUUCUUUGGAAGUGCGGCAAACAUGAAUAUGUGCUCAAAGUGUUACAAAGACACGAUAUUGAAACAAGAGCAGGCUAAACUUGUUGCAUCAUCCAUUGAGAAUAUCGUUAACGGAUCAUCUACUAGCAAUGAAAAAGAACUUGCUGUUGCUGUAACUGUGGAUGUGCAAGUUGAUUCAGUGGAAGCAAAUGCCAUCUCUUUGCCGCCAUCUCAUGCUUCAAGUUCUGGGGAGACUGGUGAUGCGAAGGCGAAGGAGGAACCUAGCCGGUGCAGCACUUGUAAGAAACGGGUUGGCUUAACUGGGUUUAAAUGUCGCUGUGGUAAUUUUUUCUGUAGGUCACAUCGAUACUCAGACAAACAUGACUGCCCCUUUGAUUACCGCAACGCUGCUCGUGAUGCUAUCGCUAAGGCCAAUCCUGUCAUUAAGGCAGAAAAGCUUGAUAAAAUCUAG
This is a messenger RNA of Ilex paraguariensis (yerba mate), 2591 nucleotides long. The record is from the annotation of a GenBank genome assembly. Lineage: Eukaryota; Viridiplantae; Streptophyta; Magnoliopsida; Aquifoliales; Aquifoliaceae.